This is a messenger RNA of Drosophila gunungcola (fruit fly), 1086 nucleotides long. RefSeq lists its product as uncharacterized. NCBI's taxonomy places the organism in Eukaryota, Metazoa, Arthropoda, Insecta, Diptera, Drosophilidae. The transcript has 3 exons. Bases 295 to 951 code for a protein of 218 amino acids. The record is from RefSeq and is a predicted model, not a curated record.
CCAAUUUUUGGCGGUCUGACAGCGAUGUGGCAAUGCUUUUGUUAAUACUCUGUGCAAUUUUUAUAAAAAAACAAAAAACUUGUGAUUAAAGUUCAAUAUUACAAUAAAAGCACUCGGUCAACAUGUGUUUUAAGAUGAGUCCGGUCUUAAGACUUCAAAUCGAGCUAAAAAUGCAGUAAGAACAGGAAACGCCAGCCAAAAUACUCUACACAGAACCGAGGAACCUGUGGAAUCAACCUUAUAUUUCUGUCUUGCUUAGGAUUUUAUAGCCCAAUAAAGGGUUGCACAAUUGAGAUGUCCGAACCCUUGGUUGUUUGCGUCUGCGACUACUGGCAGCGGUGCCACUUCCACAACCGUCCCAGCCGAGAGGCCGGCGACUCCAGCCGGGAAUCGAAAUCACUGCGGAGGAUGUGCAUCCAGGUGGACGCCAUCAAUGGUAACUACUACCUGCGCGAGUUCCUCCAGCAAAAGGAGCUGGCCCUGCGUCUCAAGCGGCAGCACGGCGUCCAGUUGGUCUGGCUGUCCUUCGAGCCCCCGAAAAGGGACACUGUGGACUACCGGUUCGCGGAUAUCCUGGCACACACCCUGUGGGAGCACAUCGAGGUGGAGCACCUCAUGUCCUGGCUCUCCACCCUGGGCGGUGGAUUCUCCGCCCUGGGGGAGCAGUUCGAGCGAUGCGCGGAGACGGCGGGCAAGAUCUCGCUGCAGCAGCUGAAGAUUGGCCUGCGCCUCGGAGAUCCCUUCCUGCAGGCUCGCUGCAAGCUGUACUUCAGCAUCUCGCUGAUCCAGCGUGGCCAGCUCCGAGCGGCGAAGCACUUGAUCCGGGAGCAGUACGCCUUUGCGAGGAGCAACGCCGAGAAGGAUGUGCGCCUGGUGCGGAUGUGCCUGGGCAUUUGGCAGCGAUUGAGCUACGAGUACGAGCAGCGGCAGAUGCGAAAAAAGUGCAAUUAAGGCCGACGGGCGGCAAAGUGUUAGUUUUGAUUAUUCCAAUUGUAAAUUGUAGGUAAAGUGAAAUGUUUUCAAUAUAUUUAUUAAAUAUGUAAUUGUAUAUACGUAAAAAAUGCAUUUACAUUAUUCAUUUGUUUA